Messenger RNA from Priapulus caudatus, 2210 nucleotides. Its product is annotated as dedicator of cytokinesis protein 1-like. The coding region runs from base 123 to 500 and encodes 125 amino acids. NCBI's taxonomy places the organism in Eukaryota, Metazoa, Priapulida, Priapulimorpha, Priapulimorphida, Priapulidae. The record is from RefSeq and is a predicted model, not a curated record. The transcript is spliced from 4 exons.
AUGAAGUGACUGAGUGUGGCUUCGGAGUGAGUGAUGAAGUCACUGAGUGUGGCUUCGGAGUGAGUGAUGAGGUCACUGAGUGUGGCUUUGCUUGUCCAUUGCAGCUGAAGCCACGUCGACCGAUGCGACCUGACCCUGAGAAGAGAAACAGCGCCCACCUGACAACCCACCUGAAGCAGCUGCACCGCAUGUCACAGGCCUCCACAUCGUCCACCGGUUCGUUGGACCGCUCCACCCCUUCCUCGGGUGACUUCUCAGACGAGCCGCCCCCUCUCCCCCAGAAGCUUGCACAGGCCGACUACACGAACAUAGUGGAUACAGGUCAGCUGCUCGGACCAAAGAACACCCGGUCCAUGCUGCACACACGCGUCAAGGACAAGCCGCCGCCCCCUCUACCUGAGGAUGAAGACAUUCCACCAACCCCGCCAAAGAAACCCAUGCGACCGGCCACAAAGGAUGAACCAGCUAAUGGUUCGCCCGACGAUGGGACGGCCGUCUAGGAAGGAGGGAGGCAGAAAACCCGCAUCCAUACUCCGCCGUUGACCCCGCGUUGAGGAAGUGGCACAGUGACCUCGGAAACCUUGCCGACCUUUGCAUCCCUUGCAAGCUUGGUGAUCCUGACAACCUUGGUGACUUUUGCAGGCUGGUGACAUUAACGACCUUGGCGAUCUUUGCAAGCUUGGUGACCCUGAUGACCUUGCUGACCUUUACACACUUGGUGACCUUUAGGACCAUCGUGACUUUUGUGUCUUUUCUAAGCUUGUUUACCUUGACGGUGCUUCCAGCUCUGCAGGAAGAGCAGGAGGGGGACUCUCUGAGAUGCAUUCUCUGUUGGGGUUGAGGUGCCUCUUCGCAGCCAACAAUAGGCAGCAAUUUACUACACAACGAUCUCUAAUUAACCGAUUACACUGUAGUUGUGCUUUACACUUCCAUGCGGUGAAGGUGUGUGACGGUCGGCUUUACACUCUUGAGCUUCCAUUUCUCGAUUUUUCGAGACGUAAUUUGCUAGCGAAAAACGAGUUCGCGAUGUUGCUUUGGAAUAAAAGUGGCUAUAUUUUUUUACAACGUGUUCACGAUUUUAGUGAGGUAGCAAGUUCUGAUUGACAAGCUUCAACAUUAGUGCCGUAGAUUCUUAGGUAAAAUUCGUUUAUCAUCAUACUUUGAAGUGUAAGACAUCAAAUGUAAGGAGCUAAAUGUUGGCGACAUGGUAUCAAUUUUCAUGUGCAUGCUCGCGUGCGUGUGUGCGUGCUUGCGUACGUGCGUACGUGCAUCUAUAUCGUCGUGCUAUAUGGCUAGGAGUAGAGCUGUGAAUUGGGACCGACAGCCCUAAUGAGCCCUAUAAUUCUAUUAUAUACAUAGUCCUAGGGAGGUGUGCUUCUUUGUUUCAUGCGUGGUACCGUUGCACUAUAACCAGCGUGUGCGUGAGUGUCGAACGGCUUGUGUUAUGGAAGCAUUUCGAGAACGUGGCAUAUUUACAGUAGUUGCACGAUGUAUAGAGAUUUCGAAUUAAUGCUUAUAGAUUUGUUUUUGUCUUUGUUAUGAUGUCCAUUGUCGUUGCAACGAUCAUGUUCACGAAUUUAUUUAGAAUUUAGCAAUGUUCUGUUUGUAAUGCUUUUGUAAUGCUUUGCCUAAUCAGUAUUUUAAUCAAACGGGGAAGGGGGGUGUACAAAAUUGCAUCGGCAAGUUUAUAUUUACGUGAUUUAAUUAUGACACAGUUCCAUUGAUCAUAAUUAUAUGUAACUUUUGAUAUGCUAGUCUUGGUCUGUGUUGUAUUCAUGCGAAAUUUGUGUUUUUUAAUAUGAUUAAUCAUGUUGAGUACUUGCAACUGCUCGUGAUGGCCUGGGUUGGUGACUGGCGAGGAAGCUGUGGUGAUGCACCCCAGCUAACUCGGCUGAGAAGACUAGCCAUAAUUCCGUUGCCGUGGCAACGACCGCCUCCCCGAGCCGUUUGUGUAGGAGACCUGCCUCUUAUGGAAAAACGCCGUGCCAAAGUUUUUUUACGUCAUUUGUUAUCGUCGCCUUAAGCUAAUCUGAGGUAAUAAACUGUAUGCAAAAUGCCCAUCGACCUCGCUAAAUAUGGUGUGUAUUUGUAGGAACGUGUAUGUGUGUGUGUGUCUUAGGCCGUGCUAGUAUGCGUCGCAAGCGUAACUUUGUGCUAGGGUAGGCUGUAGUACUCCUGUGUUAGCUAUAUAUAUAUAUAUAUAUAUAUGU